Closterium sp. NIES-65 is the source of this 3279-nucleotide messenger RNA. NCBI's taxonomy places the organism in Eukaryota, Viridiplantae, Streptophyta, Zygnematophyceae, Desmidiales, Closteriaceae. The record is from the annotation of a GenBank genome assembly.
AUGGCUGGCGUCGCGCCGCCGGCGGGGAGCAGCGCGAUUCCCGACCUGAACGAGCCUUUCAUGGAGGAAGAUGUACACACCGCUAAGGCAAAUAUUCCCGCCGACAUGGUGGUCGACGUAGAUGCCGCUAGGGCAAAAAUUCCCGCCGACCCGACCAUCCCCCUACCGCCAGGGACGAAAGGGGCUCCCGAACCCGAGCCGGACCGGUACUCGCCGCGUUCGGACACGGAGCAGCCGCCGCCAAUUGGACCAUUUCCAGAAAACGACUACAUGUAUCUGGCCGUAGAGGACUUGUUGGCAGCCGACGAGAAAGAUGACGCCUUCCUGCAAAACAUUCCGCGCGACGAUUUUGCGGAAGCCGCCUUCGACAUCAACAAAGAGCUCGCCAAGAAGAACAGAUUGCUGAGGAUGAUGUGGGGUUUCCGGCAUCUGGACACGCUGGAGGCGAGAACGACCCGGUUUCAGUACCUGCGGGCGCUGCUCGACUUCAGGAGAUGGUGCUGCGCGAACCUUCCAAGACAGCAAACCGCCAGAGUCAAGGGGGACGGCGUGCUGGAACACGAGGACGAGAUAGGGAGGUACAUCGACGAAGACAUGGGUGAUCAGUGGCACACCGCCAAGGGCGACCUACAAUGGAUGCACGGUCCCUGCGUCAACGCCACGCGGAUCAGGGCGUACAUUCUGUCAAUCGCGAGGCAGGAAGGUAUUGCAAAGGCCGAGGAGCUCGAGGAGCUGAAUCCCGACGUCCGUGUCCAGCCCCUGAAGCCGACAACCGUUUCGAUGCUGCUCAUCCGCAUCAAAGCGCUCCAGACAGCCUGCAAGGUCGAGGGGACGCUCUUCGGGGUGAAGGAGCUCCACAUCAUGUACGACAUCUCCGAGGUCCGCUCGGAGGUGCGCGCGAUGAUCAGAGAGAAGUGGCACAGGGACGACAGGGAUUGCGUCGACCGGCACCGCGGAACGCUCGGCGACACGUACACCACCGACCAGAUCCGCCACCUCAUGUUCAAGGUCUUGCCGACCUGGGCAGCUCGGGCGUACGAACCCAAGGCGGCCACCCCCUCCCAGACACUGUGGAAGUUUCUGCUGAUGAAGACGAUGACCCUCUUGGGUCACCACACCCUUCUCCGCGGAGGCAGUCUCCGAGCGAUCGAGCUCCCCGACCUGUUUUUGUACAGAAUGGGGAACGCGUCGCCCGAGCACUCCACGCGACGGCCGGUUGUCAUGGUCGUCGCGUCACGAAACUCCAAGACGAACAAGGAUGCUCGUCUGCAUCAUAGCUACGCGGCGAGACACCUGGAGCAAGAGAUGUGCGCCGUCGGUCACACACUGUUGUGGCUGCACUUCGUGUACGACCAGCUGAGCCGCUCGCCCACCUCUCGAUGUGUGCCGCCCCUCGACUUCACAACUCCGUACGGCUGGUAUCACAAGCACCUCUUUCAUGCUCGGAACGACAAGGCACAAAAAGAGCUGCCGGCUUCAUCUCAUUCUCGGAUCACGAAAGAGAUGUGGCGGACGAACAAGAUCUUCAUCACGCGCAACACCCACACCGCUCGGGCGGGUGGGGCACAGGAGCUGGCCGACGACGGCGUUCUGCGAUCUGACAUCGCCGACUUGGGCCACUGGGCGCUCGACAAGCUCGCGAAGAGCUACAUCACGACCAUCCCGAAGGCGGCGGUGUUGAGAAAGGCCGGCUACACGGGCAAGCGCGGCGACUACCACCUCGGCCGGAGCAUGGUGAAGCCCGACGACAAGGUGGUGGCCCUCAUCGCCCAGCACAUCUUUCCGUGGGCGGAAGCGGAACUGGCCAAGGUGAGCAUUUCGGACGACAAAAACGCCGACAACCCGCCGACCAUUUCCACGACGACAUUCUACCGACGGCUGAUUGUGUUUGUGUUUGUGUUCGACUCGCAGGCGGUAAGGUGCGCAUCCGCGAGAGAGCCCAACACGGCCGGGGUGCACUUCCUGCAAUCGCUCAUCGAGUUCGGCCGCCGAAUCGUUGCCGAGGAUCUUGCGUGCAUGCUGAUGCGCGAACCGUGGCACCCAUACGUCCAGAGUUCCAAGCUCUGCCGCGACCCUGACUUCCAGAAAUGGGCCAAGGACGUCAACCGGGUGGACCUCGAAACCAUCGCAACGCGCAGUACUCCGAGCGAGAACCCCCAAGAGGAAUUCAGCGCGCGAGUUGACGCCGAAUAUCAGGUCGACCAGCUCACCAUGAUGCUGCACCGCCAGAGGGAGGAUGCCGCGAUCGAGAAGCUUGAAAUGCAGAAGAAGUUGGAGGAGAAGGACGCGGAGAUCGCGAAGUUGAUGCAGGCUCUCAAGCUGGCCGAGGCACGGCCGACGCCGACUGCGCCGGCACCGUCAAGGCCGAUGACCGCCGCCGAGAAGGCAGCGUCCGUCAAGAUCGAGAAGGAACAGAACGAUGAUCUGACGUACGAGGUCAACGUCGUGCAUCCCUGGCGCACAUCCAAGACGGUCGAGGCUGCAUGGCGCUGGUGGAACAACCCGUCCAACUUCGACUCGCGUCCGUUGCGCGAACGUUACGACGAGCACAGAUUCCUCGUCAGACACACGCGCAUGAUCUGCAAGGUCGAAAAGGGCGACAAACCCGCCGCGUCGGCGAAGUCGGCGAAGAGCUCUCGUCCCACGACCGAGGUGGGUGAGACGGGGAAAAACGAUGCGCUGCAGCACUGCGCUCGCCGGACGAGGCGGAUCAUGGAAGCGGUGCACGACUUGCGGCGGAGCGACGACGCCGCUGACACCGCCGCCGUCAUCAAGCUACUCGACCACCUGGGGCGAACGGGGCUUUCCACUUUCAGCGACGCGCUCUUGGUCCUCCGUGCAACCCCGCCCAUCAAGGUCCCCACCACAGCCGACGGAAAGUCGGUCGGCAUCAAGGGUCUGGACAAGCCGCUGGCGAGGAAGCUCGCCAUUGCGUGGGGCGUGGUCACGGCGGGCUACAUGGACGCUGACUGGGGAAAGAGGCUCUUCGGCGACUUGUGGGAUGAGCAGGCCAAUAAGGCCGGCUUGGAGGCCGAGGCGACGUCAGGAGCCAUCGGCGCAGGGAAGCGCAAGAGGGCGGGCCGAGGGUACUGCGUCUGGGUCCAACUUGUGCUGCUGGCUGGGCGUGGUGUGACUGAGGGUGGGUUGAGGGCGGGCCGAGGGCGGGCUGAGGGCAGGGUGAGAGUGGGCUGGGGGUGUUCUGAGCGUGUCCGACCUGUUCUAGUGAUCCUAUAUGGUUUUCUUUUACUGCCAACGUUGUUUCGACUUGUAGAUUUGUAA